Toxotes jaculatrix (banded archerfish) is the source of this 3152-nucleotide messenger RNA. RefSeq names its product calpain 12 (gene capn12). Gene Ontology annotation, biological process: negative regulation of apoptotic process; proteolysis. The record is from RefSeq and is a predicted model, not a curated record. Gene Ontology annotation, cellular component: cytoplasm. Gene Ontology annotation, molecular function: calcium ion binding; calcium-dependent cysteine-type endopeptidase activity. NCBI's taxonomy places the organism in Eukaryota, Metazoa, Chordata, Actinopteri, Toxotidae. The coding region runs from base 169 to 2487 and encodes 772 amino acids. The transcript has 23 exons.
AUAAAGGACAAAAAUUACGGAUAAUUAAAACAUUUUUCGAAACCUUGUUUUUUUGGUGGUGGUCAUGGGGUCAGGGCACUUUGGGCGCAGCUGUCCAGUUCUGUGGCCGUUAUUAUGCUUUUGUUGGGGCCCUAAAACAAGUUUUUUGACUUUUUCUGCUCGCUCAGGAUGAUGGUGAUGAUGGACGAUAAAUUAGAGAGAUCAAAGAGGCUGUUGGCACCGUGUCAUUAUUCCGACUCCAGCUCUCCACAGCCCCCGGCACUCUGCAUAACUUUCCGGGCUGGGCAGAGCCGGGGAGGCGCUGCAAGUGGGCCUCACUGGAUGUGCAUGGCGACCGACAAAGUGACACCUUUGGGAUCCAUCGAGAACCCGAUCAAGUUCAGAGAUCAAGACUUCAAGACUCUCCUGGAGGAGUGCCUGAAGUCCGGUGUGCUGUUCUCUGAUCCAGCCUUUCCGGCUGAGCAGAAGUCCAUCGGUAUGCCCGAACUAGACCCGGAUCCCAAAAAGGAGAUUAAAUGGCAGCGACCCAAGGAAAUCACUGAGAACGCUGUGUUUGUGGAGGGCACUACUGGGACCACGGAUAUCUGUCAGGGCCAACUGGGUAACUGUUGGCUGCUGGCGGCCCUGUCCUGUCUGACCGUGCACCCUACACUUUUUGUGAAGGUGGUGCCAUCCGACCAAAGCUUGUCUGAGCCUUAUGCAGGGAUCUUCCAUUUUACGUUCUGGCAGUAUGGUGAGUGGGUGGAGGUGGUUGUGGAUGACAGGCUGCCAGUACGCGAAGGCCGUCUGCUCUUCAGCUACUCUCACACCCGCAAUGAGUUUUGGAGCGCCCUGGUGGAGAAGGCCUAUGCCAAGUUAAUCGGAUCCUAUGGAAGCCUGAAGGGGGGCAACAUUUCAGAGGGGAUGGAGGAUUUCACAGGAGGCAUUGCACGCUCAGUUCAAGUCUCAUCUCUGACCCCUCGAGUCCUUUGGAGGUCUUUGACAGGGGCUCUGUCCAGAGGCAGCCUGCUCAGCUGCUUCAUCCAGGCCAGCAGCUACCGUGACAUAGGUAAAGUGACAGCAGACGGGCUGAUAAAAGGCCACGCUUACGCCAUCACUGACACUGACAAGGUGACAAAAGCAUCAGGUGAGAUUUUGUUGCUGAGGCUGAGGAACCCCUGGGGUUUUGUCGAGUAUAAGGGACCCUGGAGCGACAAGGGUAAAGAGUGGGACGAUGUGGACCAAGCAGAGAAAGAGCGGAUUGAGCUGAAAACGACCGAAGAUGGAGAGUUCUGGAUCAGUGCUGAGGACUUCAGCAGCCUGUUUAACAUCGUGGAGUUCUGCAGUGUGAAUCCUGAGACCCUUGAUGAGGAAAACACACCUCCUUUACCCCCAUCUACCUGGACCAUCAGUGAACAUGAAGGAUCGUGGAUACCAGGGAGCUCAGCCGGUGGUAGCCGCAGAUACAACCAAACAUUUUGGAAGAAUCCUCAGUUCCAGUUGAUUCUUAAAGAGCAGGACCAGACUGAGGAGGAAGACGAGGAUGACGAGGGUGAGGAUGAUGAAGAGGAUGAGCUUGAGGUGGAGAUGACCCCAGAGGAGAAGAAGAGAAUCGAGAAACAGAAGCAGAAAGCCAAACAGUGCACUGUGCUGGUGGAGCUGCUGCAGAAAAACCGCAGGCAGAAGGAUAAAGUCAACUUUCUCUACAUAGCUUUCCACAUCUACAGGGUUCCUCCUGAGUUCAAAGGUGUGUGUUUGGACCGCAACUUUUUCAAGAAAAAUCGCCCUGUGGGUCGUUCUGGGAAAUAUAAGGCCCAGAGGGGUGUGUGGAGGAAGCUGCGUCUGGACCCCGGUAACUACAUCAUCAUGGCUUCCACCUAUCGACCCAACCAGCCUGGAGAGUUCUUUGUCCGUAUUUUCUCCAAGACUGGAAACACUCUGGGGACUCAGGACUUUACAUGCUCCUCUGCCUUCCUGCCGGUUAUGGCAACUCCUGUCGCCCCAGAGGAUCAAAUGAGGGUUCAGAAGACUUUUGAUGAGGCUGCUGGCACUGAUGACAGGCUGAACGCCAAGGAGCUCAUGAGACUGUUCAACUCAGUUCUUGACAAAGAUUACCAUCUGCCCCUGGAGACGUGCAGAGAGCUCAUCUUUGGGGAGGACCAGACUCAAGUGCGCUCCCGUCUCAGCCGUAAACAAGCCGAAACCCUGCUGUCCAGUCUGCGCAGUCUGCAGUCCAUCUUUUUCGAGUUUGAUAAGGACUCUUCUGGUACAAUGAGCCCCUUUGAGCUCAACGCAGCGCUGGAAGCUGUUGGAAUGCAGUGCGAUGGAAAGGUACUUCACCUGCUGUCUGAGCGGUUUGCAUCUGGAGAGCUGCACAUGCCCUUCCACAGCUUUGUGUCAUGUUUCACCAGGCUGCGCAAGCUUUUUGCUCUGUAUGAAUCAGAGACCAGUCAGGAGGUGAAAGACAGAGGGAUCAAUGCUUGGCUGCUUCAGUUUCUGACCCUGUGAAGACGCCUCAUGAAGAGGAUCUCCACACAGACCGAGCUGAACCACCACAUGGUGUUGAUUCUAAAACAUAAACAAAAUACAUACUAUGCCAUUGUUCUAUUCUUGCUUAAUCUUGCAUUAUUCUUGUACCUCUGGCUAUGAAACUUGAUAUAAUAUGCAGGAGUCCUGGAUGGAUUAUUGAACGGGCCCACCGGGCACAGACCCAUGGGUCCAAGUGUUGGACCAGAGCCUCAGUUUGAAGUGACUGCUAACAAUUCUUGCUCUAACAUGAAUCUAACAACUAGAAAGAGACAUGAAAGAGGAAACAACUACAUAUAAACACAAAUGACAAAAACUGACCUGAAAGAGGAAGCGAAAACAAAGAAAAAACGAAUACAGACACAGAAACUUAUUGUUUGUUGCUGUUUAGUGUCUCUUUCAAUCUGUGGCUCUUGCUCUUACGCAGAAAGCGGCCUUUUACAUGUCUCUGCCCAGGGACCUACUGUCUCGUAAUCCAUCUAUGUGCAGAGCAUGCAGCACCAUCAUUUAACUGUUCUCUAAUACUGUUAUAUUACUCUGUCGAGUAACGUAGUCGUAUUAGAUAUUUAAAGAUGUGCCUUUAAAUGUGUCUUUAUACCUUUUGUCUUGUCAGUGCUUUGCUCUAUUAAAAAGAAAAUUGUUUUGAA